This is a messenger RNA of Dreissena polymorpha, 7361 nucleotides long. Its product is annotated as MORN repeat-containing protein 1-like. Lineage: Eukaryota; Metazoa; Mollusca; Bivalvia; Myida; Dreissenidae. The transcript has 16 exons. The record is from RefSeq and is a predicted model, not a curated record. Bases 39 to 1661 code for a protein of 540 amino acids. Gene Ontology annotation, cellular component: cytosol.
UAUGCUACAUACAUUCAGCGGUUGUUAGCAUAAACAACAUGGCUACUAAAGUAGAAAGAAGAGACAAGUAUUCUGGAGACAAACAUAAAUGUAUAAGAGAAGGAGUCGGAUCCUAUGAAUAUGACAACAAAUUCUUCAAAUAUGAAGGACAGUGGAAAAAUGGCAAAAAACAUGGAACUGGUAAGCUGACGUUCCAAGAUGGCAGCUAUUACGAGGGGACAUUUGUUGGGGGUGAAAUUACGGGUUUCGGAACUCGGUACUUUGCUGUGUCAGGCUGCAAGUAUCAGGGCCAGUUUGUGAAGGGAGAGUUUCAUGGGAAGGGCAGAAUGCUGUGGCCCGAUGGGUCCAUUUACGAAGGCCAGUGGGAGAACAAUAGACGACAAGGUUUUGGUGUGAUGAAGUCUGUUAAAGAGAACUGUAUGUACAAAGGGUCCUAUGUGAUGAAUAAGCGCCAAGGACAGGGUACCAUGAUCUACCCUUUGAGCUGUCUAAAAUCACUGCAAAGUAAAGGGGACCGCUAUGAUGGGGACUGGCUGAAUGACAUGAGAAAUGGAGAUGGGGAUAUGAAAUUUGUAGAUGGAACUGUAUACGAGGGUCAGUUCGUAGAUGACAGUUUCAACGGUGAAGGUGUGAUGCGUCAUUGCUCAGGUCUGAUGUACAGAGGAUUGUGGUUUAAUGGCAACCCUACAGUGCUUCCAUCACGCAUUGUGAUCAUCACCUCUACUGGAAAAGACUGCAUUGAAGUUGUUCAGGGUCAGCCCUUCAAUAUCAGCAUACAGUGUGUGGAUUCAAAUGGGACAAUUAUUGAAGCUGACUCUGGUCGAGAGAUUCGUAUCUCAGCAGGGUUCAAACACCUUCAGGCCAAGAAAGGCACUGCCAUAUUUGAUUUGAUAGAAGAGUAUGAGGAGAAACCCAUGAACACUCCCUAUUAUCCAGUCCUUCAGUACCCACUGACAGAUUUCCUGGCAGAGGAGGAGAAGGCAGAAGAAGAUCUGAAAGAAGAGAAUGAUGAUACAUUUGAUGACCAAGAACCAGCAAGAUCAGCUGAAGAUGACCCCAAGGACACUCCGUCCCUGGAGGAGGGAGGGGAGGGGAAGGGGGAGACAGAGGGGGAGGGUGGGGAGCAGCCCAACACACCUGGGGACCGACUUCCCACAGCAGGAGAGGGGACCCUGGAAAGGCAGAACAGCAUAAUAUCUAUAGCAGAGACCACCAUUUCAAUGGCACCAGAAGCAGUUGACACAAAGGAUUCAAGGCCACUACCCCCGCCUGUAGCCAACAAGCGUACGGAGAAGGGCCUAUGUGAGUGGACGAACAUCAUGCUGGCCCCUGCUCCGCCUCGCUUCCCUCCCUUUGUUGCCAUGGAUGAGGAGGAGAGAAAAAUACGGGCCCGCCAAGACAAGCAAGAUGGUUUAAAGAACAGAAAGCAACGAAGUGUGAUUGGAUUGAUUGAAGCUAAACGGAUGAAGAGACUUUUACCUGAUGAACGGUUUGCAAGAAUCGGUGAAUACGUACUGAUGAUACAUGACAUCACCUCACCCCCCUUCAUGGAACAGACACUUGAGCCAGCAUUUAUACUUGUAAAGCAUUUGAGGCCAAAGAGAGAAAAGAAGCCUAAGGAAGUUAAACCAAAGGAUAUUGUAUCCAUGGCAACCUCAUGAUUUUGAGUCAUAUUGAUGACAGUGGUGGGAUACAUCAAAGUUCAUUGAGCAAGGCAUGGUGCGCAGCUGAACUACGGAAGUGCCCCUAAGCACUUGAACAUUAGCCUGGUAGAUAGAGUCAUCAAAUCUCAUCUCAUCUCAUCUUCAACGCCUCAGCUGUGUGGGAAAGUUGUAAAGAUGUCUGCAGUGGAGUUAAUGGGUUUUUCAUAAAAACUCACUAUUUCAUGAAUUGUGAACUGAUUAUAUUCAAAUAAGCUCUAUUUUUAGUAUUAUGUUUUUUAUUCGUAUUUGAUGGAUUUUUAGCUCACCUGAUUUGGAAGUGCUCAAAGGUGAGCUUUUGUGGUCCGGUGUCAAUUAUUACUAAAAAAUAAUUACUCUGUGUGUUUGUUUAUGCAGUUUCCUUACAUUAAUGUAUAACUUUUUAAUUUGUAAGAUCUUUUUUGAGAAAAAUGGUAAAUUAAAAAAAAAAAGUUGCUUGAGCGGAUUUUGACAAAAUUUAAUAGAGUAUAUUUUGAUUAGAUUAUAUUACUGUCAGUGGGCAGGGCAUUUUCCUUAAUUGGCUAUGGAAAUAAGUUAUCCAUGAUCAUGUUUGCGACCAUUAACUUCAGUGAUCUUUUUACCAGCUAUAUUUACUUUUGAAGUUGAAUUUGUGAUUCCAUAAUGCCAGGUGAGCAACCAGGGCCAUCAUUAUUAUAUUACAAUUUCUGUUCUUCAUUAUCUAGCAUUUCCAAAUAUGUUGAAGUAAACAUUAGUGAUUUUGAUUUGAUUUUAUAUGAGAAAAAUAUAAGUGUAAUCUUAUAGCUGCUCUGUCACAGUAAUGAGGUUGUAAUCAGCUUGUAAUUUUGAACUUUUCUGUUAGCAAGUGGACUCCAGAAGUCAAAUUGAUUGAUUCUUUUUGACCACAUGAUAAUUAAACUACAACAACCGAAUAGUUCUAAAGACUGAAAGCGCCUUGAGAUGCUGUUUAAAUUGACCUUUAAGAAUUUGUUGACUUGACUUAACCUGGAAGUUCGGAACUUUAAUAAUGUGUCAACCAUGUUAUUUCAAGCAAUUCAUUUCAUGGUAUAUUGUUUUUUAUUAAUUUUAAACAAUAUUUUUUAUUUGUGACAUUUUCCUAAUCUGUGACAUGGCAGCUUUUAACUGUUGCUAAAAUUUUCAAGACAUGUUAAUUUUGUUUAAAAUCCUUGAUUGUAUGUUCAUGCUUAUUCAGCAUAGCUGUUUGUUCCAUGUUACGACCUGUCUAAAAUGCCAAUGGAAAGACCAUAAUGAAUAAUUUCUAAAAUUUCAUUUCAAACUUUACAUUUGACAGUUCAUUUUUCAUUUAGUUAUGUUAUUUUCCAUAAAAUGAAAUUGUUAAAUGUUAUUUACAAUUUUCUUUCCACCUCUAAAUUAAGCUAAGAAGCCAGUGUUUGGAAUGCCGUUCUUUUAUCACUGAACUCAGUAGGCCAUGCCGCGUUGAUUACUGCCAUGCCAGUGGCAGAUAUACAUUUAUAAACUAUCAGUUCUUAAAAUGGCACAAAAGCAUAAUGAUUGAUACAGCUGCUUUGUGUGUACUGAAUGCAUUUUGAAUUUGAUUCUGGACUAUUUACUAAAUAUACUUAUUGAUUUAAUUCUGAAACAUUUUCAAACAUUUAUUGUUCAUGAUUUUGUUUCAUAAAUUGUGUCCGAUACAAUUUCCCCAGUGAGAUCGUUUAACGGUAUGUUAAGAAUGAUGUCUUACAGUUCAUUCUAACUUCAUUGAGACUGACCAUGUAAUUGCAUGCUAUUGCCAGUUUCGAAAUUAUCAUUGGCUCGAAAUAUAUAUAUAUAUUAGGGAUGGGAACGAAUACUGGAAACAAUAUUCGAAUAUUCGUGACCGUCCGGAGCAAACUAUUCCUGAUUGCCACAAAUGCCACUGUAAAUCGUAUCUUAUGUGCAGCUUUGAAAAACAGGAUCGAGUAAUAUUUUUUUUAAAGAUCAUUGAUUAUUAUGCUCUUUUUUAAAAUAAAUACUGUUUAGUUUCAUUAGACGUAAGAUAUUUCAGAAAAGCACAUAACCGUAAUUUUUUAAUUUAUUUCAAUACUUAUAAUUGAUCUGGAUUACUUUCCAUCGAUAAUAUUUAUGCUUUUGGUUUCGCUUUUUUUUCUGGAAUAAAGAACCAUUUAAGCACGAUUGAAUUGCUUUAUAUUUGAGAAACUUAAUUCUGAUUAGAUAAUCAUUGAUUUGCAUAUAUGGUUAACGGAAUUAAAACAUACAUACCAGAUCUCGACAGGACAGUCCCGCCAGUUUGGUGAUUGUUCCAGCGUCCCGAUAUGAGACAAUUUGUCAAGAUAUUUGUUAAAACGUUCUAUAAAUUCACAAUAAAAUUCGCUAUUCAAGCUCUGUCUGGCUAAAAGUGACCAUCGCUAUAUAUAUAAUCCCUUAUUGCCCCCUAUUGACAACCAACUUCUACUUCUCGAGUGCAACAUUACCGGUAUGUAAGGCGUAGACAGCUCUGUUAGACAGAAUUUAAGAUUAAAGGUUAACCAAUCGCGAGAAAAAAUCAGCAUUUUCAAAGCUUAAACAAUGUUCUGUUCUCUGUACUCUUCGAUAUGCAUAAGGUAUAGAAGGCUAAGUGAACAAAGCAAUAAGUAGACUUAUCAACUAAGUAAGAAUUACAUUAAAUAAAGCUUAAUUGAAACAUAAUUUAAGUGAUGUACAUAUAUUAAUUCGGAAACUUGAAACGAAUGAAGUUAUCAUUUUAAGUCCCCAAUAUUUAAUGCUUAAUGUCAUGAACAGUAAAUACAUAUUAGCUAUUUAAAUACAAACUUCAAUAAUUUGAUACUCAAUGCAAGUGAUUUCGUUCCAAAUAAUUAUUUUAUGUCUAUUUUACUCAUCUCAUAUUUCAAAUAAAGAUUCUAUCUCUCAAAACGCAGUGUUGCGAAACUGACACUUUUAUUGCGUCAAACUUUAUACAGCCGGGAUUCGAUCAUAAAUUUCGUGAAAUUAUGUACAAAAGCAUAAAACUUUAUUCACCCGGGAUUCGAUAAUAAAUUUUGUGACAACAUAUUUUUAAAAAUAUGUGUUCGUUUCGUUGUUUUGCUUCGUUGCACCCUACUUCGGUCCAUGUGAGUUACUGUGUCGCUAAUGUAGACUAACCACAAUAGUUAUAUUACCCCGAUAAAUUUAUGAGUUUUGCCAUUCAAUGCGUACACAUCAAAGCCCCAUUAACAAUCAAAAUCAAUGAAUAUUUAGUUAAUUAUGUCGUAAAAUAAAGUUAACCCAUACAAAAUCAGUGUUCCGUAUAUAAUAGCCAUAAUUUCAACGCUAGAUGUGGUCUGGUAACUUGUAAAUGUAUUUUAUAAAAUCUAUGUUACCAGACCACAUAUAGAGUUCACAUUUUGGCUAUUGCUUUAGGGAACAAUGAUUUUGUAUGGGUCAACUUUAUUUUACGAAAUAUUUGUUGAUUUUGAGUGUUAAUGGGGCUUUAAAUAAUGUAUUGUACCAAGUUUCGGACUACAACGAGCAUGGUGUCCAUUAGUUAUUAGGUAAAGAGUGGCCUCUUUGGUUUGCUUUGAGUUUAUGAAGAUUUUCUUUCAUUAAGUUCUUAAAAACGUCCACCUCUCGGUCACUAAAGGGUUUAGCCCAUUUUUCGCUUAUUUCUUUUGUGACAGAGUCAGAGGCCAUAUUGGACAAUGUUCAUCUGACAAAUUGCGCGAAAACGACGUCAUUUUCAGGGCUGCAUUGUUGGUAAUUUUACUCUGGUAAGUUAACAAAUUUCAAUGGUUAGGUUACAACGAAGUAACCAUCGUUUAUACAAAUACACUUAUCUUGCGGUAAGAUAACCAUGUAAAUAACUGCGUUAAUCAAGUUACUAAUAUUAAUAUUAACCACUGUUUAUACAAUUGACCGCUGAGGUUUAAAACCUGUCAAAUUAGACCUGUUAAAUGUUUAUCAAUAUACGUAAAUGCUUUACAUAAAUUUACUUUCAUUUUCGACUGAUUUUCAGAAAAUAGUUUGUACAUAUUGCAUAACUAUGAAUUAAUAGUAAAUCGACGAUUGGUCCCUCUUCUUGUACCAUCCCGUCGGCCAAUUAUCAUCUCGUUCAUUGAUGGAAGCUGUUAUCAAAGCAAUGACUUAUAAUGGAGACCAAAACUGCGACUUUGUACAUGUACUUGUAACUUUUUGGAAGUAUAUUUGCAUACAAAUAGAAUAUUCAAAUAUGAAUUUUGGAUACGAAUAUUCGGCCGAUUUUCGAAUAUUCGGUCCCAUCCCUAAUAUAUAUACAUAUCCAUGCAAAUCAACUUGCCAUAAAUAUGUUAAAUUUUAGACCUGUGCAUUUCUCUAACUUACUACAUGUAUUUAAGUUUGAGUUAAUAUAAGGUUUUGCCGUACACAAACUUUGGUCUCAGGUUUAUAUAUACUAUCAUGAAUCAUUUCAAUAAUGUUAAAUACAUUAUUUUAAGAUCAUUGACUAAUUCUGUAUAGAAUAAGGAAGUUUUAGCACAUUCUUUUCCAUAAGUAUUUUUUUAAAUGUAUUUGUCAGAGGCAGUAAGUUUAAUUUAUUGUAUUGCUUGUGGUUAUAUAAUUAAUAUUCAUACGCUGAAAACCUUUUUCAACAUUAUUUCUUGUCCGUAUUAAGUUGGUUUAUCUUGAAGAUAUUAAGUUUUCGAAUGUCUCCCUUAUUUUGUAUUUUCUUCAAGUAAGUGUGCAUAUUACUAAUACAUAAUUGCUAUUUGGUCUGCUGUUUAGGAUAUGGGAUCACUAGUUGAUAUACAUGUAUAACAGUUAAUAUGCAUAUGCAUGGCAUUUAAUAUUCUGAUAUCAAGACUGAGAUUUGUAAAAUGUUUAUUCAAAUAUGUAAAACUUUGGAGAUUUCAAAGUAUUUUGUUGCCCAACAAGACAAAAUAGAUCAGCUUAACCAUUUACCACUUAGAUAUUUGUCUUGUUCUGAGAAAACUGGGCUUAAUUCAUGUGCGUAAAGUGUUGUCCCAGAUUAGCCUGUGCAGUCCGCACAGGCUAAUCAGUGACAACACUUUCUGCUUUAAUGGUAUUUUUAGUUUGAAGGAAGUCCCUUCUUACCGAAAAUCAAGUUUAAGCGGAAAGUGUCGUCCCUGAUAAGCCUGUGCGGACUGCACAGGCUAAUCUGGGACGACACUUUACGCACAUGCAUUAUGACCAGCUUUCACAGAACAAGACACAUAUGUAUUUUUACACAUUUGUUGUCCCAUAGAAAGUUAAAUUUAAUUAAAGACCUUUCUUACUAGAUUCAAGUUUUACAUUUUCAUUUCCAUACCUGACUGAUGAGCAGCAAACAGCAUUAAACCUGAACAGACUGUUUCUCGCAGGCUGUUCUGGUUUUAUGCUGUUUGCACAUAGCAAUUUUCACUUUGCCUCUGAGUGGUGAAGGAUAAAUAUCUAUCUUUUACAUAUAAUUUGUUCUUUACCGUUAACUACCGUUCAUCUAUGUUAAUUUAGUUUUAUUGUUUGUACUGUACAUAAGCAUAUUUGCAUACAUAUUUCAGUUUAUUAACAGUCAUUAUUGUUAUUCAAAUUUUGAAACUGCUGUUAAUUUUUAUUUUAGAUUCAUAAUUGUUUUAUACUUUAUUUGGCAUUAUGUGAUAUUUUUUGCAUUCUGUGAUAAGACUAUUGACUUUUUAUACACAAAGAGUUGAUUUAAAGAUUUGAAUGAUAUGGUGAAAAUUACAAUAUAUUAACAAUAAAAGUGAAUCAAAAAUUAAA